CAUUGCAAAACUUCAAACCGCCGGAGAGAGCAAAACUUAAAACUCUCAUGGUCUCUCUCUCUCUCUCCCCCAAAUUGAAUCCUUUCAAUUCUUGAUCAGUUUUCACUAAUCUUGAUCUCGAUUUCAGCAGUGAAAUCACCACCUAAUUACCCCAAAUUCACAGUUUCUGCGUAAUCAAUCGAUCAUGCCAGAAACAAGAAUUCUAGAGAUCAACCUGAUCUCAGCACAAGGCCUCAAGAUUCCACCUUCCGCUAAAAUGCACCGUAUGCACACCUACGCCAUCGCCUGGGUAGAUCCGUCAUCCAAACUCCGCAGCCACCUCGACCGCGUCGGCGGCGAAAACCCUACGUGGAACGAGAAGUUCAUCUUCCGUGUUCCUCCGUCGUUCAUCUACGGCGACACUUCCGCCGUUCAAGUCGAGAUCUACGCAUGCGGUUACAUCAGAGAUUACCUAAUCGGCACCGUCCGUUACCUCUUAAGCAGCAGCUCACUCGUUUCCUCCAAAACCGGUGCCGUUAUCGGAACUCCGGCGUUCUCCGCAGUACACAUACGGCGACCGUCGGGGAGAGUGCACGGCGUGUUGAACAUCGCUGCGACGGUUUACGAGAGUGCGGAUUUUGCAGCGUUUGACGGAAUGUCCGCCGUGUGUUUUCGAGAUCUGAUCGGAGAAAAGGAGAACGAUGAGAAACGCCGCCGUGAACGGCGGCUCUCCUGGCAUCCGAAUCUUAUUCGAAGCAGUUCGAAACGGAGUGAACGUUCAACGACGUCGUCUGGAGGAGAACGAGAAUCGUUUGAUAUUCCUGUUGAAGAUUCCGUUAAUUUAUCCGACGGAAAUGAUUCAACGACGUCGUCGUCUUCUUCUUCGACGACGACGGUGUUCAAGGAUGUUAACGGCGUUAGGUUAACCGGUGAAGUGGCGGGAAAGAAAGGUGUGAAAUCGGACGGUGGACGUUUGUUGUGUGGGUUGAUGUUGCAUAGGAGGUUUAGUUUUUGUCCGUCGGAUCAGAAUAUUAUGGCGUUAGCUAGACUUCACGGUAAGCAGAUCUAGACGGUGGUUCAACGGCUGAGAUUUGAUGUUGGUGGUUAGUUGCUGUUUGUUACGAUUCCGGUAACAUGCUGAAAUUACCAAAUUAACCUUUACUGGAAUUCAAUGGUUAUCUUAUGAGAGAAACUACAAAUGUGCAUAUUCUUUUUUUGUUUUUGUUUUUUUUUUUUUAAUUUGAAUUUGUGUAAUUGAAUCAUUACCUUUGACCGAAGAUUGACCUGCAAAUUAGAGUUGUUCUUGAAUUAUCACAAUAAGUUUUGGUAUA
Molecule: messenger RNA, 1310 nt
Organism: Helianthus annuus (common sunflower)
Lineage: Eukaryota; Viridiplantae; Streptophyta; Magnoliopsida; Asterales; Asteraceae
Exons: 1
Coding region: 185-1048 (287 amino acids)
Biological process (GO): defense response
Source: RefSeq, a predicted model, not a curated record